Paramecium pentaurelia is the source of this 283-nucleotide messenger RNA. The record is from the annotation of a GenBank genome assembly. NCBI's taxonomy places the organism in Eukaryota, Ciliophora, Oligohymenophorea, Peniculida, Parameciidae.
AUGUACAUUUUUUAUAAGUAAUAUAAAUAAAUUAGAGGUGGAGGAUUAUAUAAUAAAAAUUGUUAAAAACAUGGUAAAUGGACAUUACUGAGCGAUAAUUUUUUUAUGUAAGUUUCAAUUUAAAUAUUUAGGUAUAACCUAAUUACAUACAUAGGAUCAUUUUAAGAUGGAGAAAAAGUGGGAUAAUGGGAUAUUAUGAAAAUAUAGAUUUAAGAUGACAACUUAAUAUUUGAGAAAAUGUAUAAAUUACUUAUAAUAAAUUAGUGGAUAAAAAAUAUAUUGA